Molecule: messenger RNA, 460 nt
Organism: Staurois parvus
Lineage: Eukaryota; Metazoa; Chordata; Amphibia; Anura; Ranidae
Source: the annotation of a GenBank genome assembly
UGUGCAGCUCCGGCAGUGCGGCGAUCAGUGCCCCAGCAGUGCCACCUGUCAGUGUCCAUCAAUGCCACCUGCCAGUGCCAAUCAGUGCCUCAUCAAUGCCACAUAUCAGUGCCUACCAGUGCACAUCAAUGCCACAUAUCAGUGCCCAUCUGAGCUGCCUUUUAGUGUCACCUAUCAAUGCCAGUCAGUGCCACCUAUCAGUGCUGCCAAUCAGUGCCGCCUAUCAGUGCCAGUCAGUGUCGCCUAUCAGUGCGCAUCAGUGCUGCCUAUCAGUGCCAGUCAGUGCUGCCUAUCAGUGCCACAUAACAGUGCCAGUCAAUGCCACCAAACAGCAUCAGUCAGUGCCGCAUAUCAGUGCCAGUUAGUGCCGUCUAUCAGUGCCCAUCAGUUCCACCUAUAAGUGCCCAUCAGUGCAGCCUAUCAGUGUCAAUCAAUGCAGCCUCAUUAGCGCACAUCAGUG